Messenger RNA from Saccharomycopsis crataegensis, 1755 nucleotides. RefSeq names its product oxygen-dependent protoporphyrinogen oxidase (gene HEM14). Bases 1 to 1755 code for a protein of 584 amino acids. The transcript has a single exon. Gene Ontology annotation, biological process: porphyrin-containing compound biosynthetic process. NCBI's taxonomy places the organism in Eukaryota, Fungi, Ascomycota, Saccharomycetes, Ascoideales, Saccharomycopsidaceae. The record is from RefSeq and is a predicted model, not a curated record. Gene Ontology annotation, molecular function: protoporphyrinogen oxidase activity, oxygen as acceptor.
AUGACAAUAGUUCGCAAAGCUGGCUCUCUAGCAGUCAUUGGCUCAGGGAUCUCUGGUCUUUCGUUUGCUUACUAUCUUUCAUAUUUUCGUCCCGAUAUUAAAAUCACCAUCUUUGAGAAAUCUUCCAGAACUGGAGGAUAUAUAUCAUCUCCUUUGGAUAAUAAAUCACAUAAAGUGAUACUUGAAAAGGGUCCUCGAACUCUACGGACUGCUAGUGAUGGUACGCUUAUGAUUGCUGAUCUUUUCCAACGUUGUGGCCGAUGUGAUGAAGUAUAUGGGGUAGCCAAGACGUCAUUGGGGAACAAGAAGUAUAUCUUGGACUGGCAAAACCAUUUAGUCGAGGCACCUCUGAGUUUCUAUACUGCUUGGAAUUUUCUAUUUGGUGGUAACUUACUCACCAAAGGUUUAAUCAAUGAUAUUUUGAAAGAACCAUGGAGACCUGGUCCGAUCAUUACCCAAGACGAAUCGGUUGAAGGGUUCUUCAGCCGCAGAUUUGGUCCUAGAGUCACCGAUAAUGUUGUUAGUGCUAUUUAUAAUGGGAUCUACGCAGGAGACGUUGGGGAUUUGAGUAUCCGAUCGGUGAUGCCUAGAUUAUUUGAUGUAAAAAAACUGCAUCGUUCGGUGGUGUUAGCGCAUAUCACCAGCCGGUUGGCCAAUGGAUUAUUUACUGGUGUGAAAGGAUUAUUCAGGGCCGGGUUGACGAUGUUGGGUCUCUUAAAGAAAAAAUGGGGCGGCGGGAGUGAUUUGUUGAGACAUUACCAAUGCGAGUUUUCUACGGGGAAUGUCUGGUUUUUAAAAAAUAUUUUGAAAAAAAUGCCGAUUAUUUCUCUUAAGAACGGAAUGGAAUCGGUGACAAAUCUACUUAGGGAUCAAUUGCAAGGAAUUUCUAACGUUAAAUAUGUUUACGAUUGUGAUAUUUCAGGAAUUAAAAAUGGGGAAAAAGGCAUUACCAUCAGUUAUACUCAUAACGGGACCGAGCACCGUGAUAUUUUUGACCAUAUUAAUUGUACGGUAUCUCCAAAAGGUUUGAGUGAUAUGGUUGAAGAUCCAAAAUUGUCAAACUUAUUGAAAGCCCCAACUUACAGUAAAGUGAGGUUAGUUAAUUUCUAUUUGCGCAACAAAAACUAUAUCCAAGACAGUCCGGGCUUUGGGUACUUGAUUCCUAAGGCAUAUUACAAACAUAAUCCUGGUUUGAAACACCAAGCGAUCCUUGGAGUUAUAUUUGAUUCGGAUGUCGAAAAACAUAGACUGCAAAUUUUCAACCCAGCAACCAAGCGAUUUUCUGCCAAGCUUGGGGAAACUGUCGAGGAAUAUAAGAGAAACUUGAUUAAUGGAGAAGAUUGGAAAAAUAAAGGUACCGAUAAAGAAAUCGCGCAAUAUAAGGGUGAGUUCCAUGAAGUGUCAUCGACUCAAGAGUAUACUAAGUUAACCCUAAUGAUGGGGGGUCAUUAUUGGAAAAAUGAGGUUAUCCCUAAUGAGGCAACUGCACUUUUGAAUGCCAAAGAUGUAUUGAAAAAACAAUUGAACAUUGAUUUGAAUGAAAUUAGUGAAGACGAUCUCAUAAUUGAAACAGCAAUGACCGACGAAGGUAUUCCUCAAUACAAUGUAGGGUUUGAAGAUACGAAACAGGAGAUUUUGGAUAAAGUUGAUGUAUUAUACCAGGGGAAACUUACGGUUAGUGGUAUGAGUUUUAAUGGAGGAGUUGGUGUUCCUGAUUGUGUUUCAAAUGGCUAUAAGUUGGCUGCGCAUAUGUGA